Messenger RNA from Pteropus alecto (black flying fox), 896 nucleotides. Its product is annotated as von Hippel-Lindau disease tumor suppressor-like. The record is from RefSeq and is a predicted model, not a curated record. The coding region runs from base 72 to 452 and encodes 126 amino acids. NCBI's taxonomy places the organism in Eukaryota, Metazoa, Chordata, Mammalia, Chiroptera, Pteropodidae. The transcript has a single exon.
CCCUGCCCCGCCGCGCGCGGCCCUCGAAUCUCGCGUUGUCAAGGCCCGGGUGGUCUAGGCUUCUUGAGGUAAUGCCCCGGAGGGCGGGGAACGUGGAGGAGGCCGAGGCGGGUGCAGAGGAAGCGGGCGCUGAGGAGUACGGCCCCGAAGAGUACGGCCACGACGAGGCGGCCGCGGAGGAUUCCGGCCCGGAAGAGUCCGACCCAGAGGAACCCGGCGCGGAGGACGAGAUGGAGGCCGGGCGGCCGCGGCCAGUGCUGCGCUCGGUGAACUCACGCGAGCCGUCCCAGGUCAUCUUCUGCAACCGCAGCCCGCGCGUGGUGCUGCCCGUGUGGCUCAACUUCGACGGCGAGCCGCAGCCCUACCCCACGCUGCCGCCCGGCACGGGCCGCCGCAUCCAUAGCUACCGAGGUAGGCGGGCCGCACCGUCAGCUUUGUCCUGGCGCGCUUGAGCGCCUACCCGUCGGUGCUGAGCUGAGCCCAGUGCGCUGCCCAGCGCUCUAGGCCUGAUAGCAGCAGAAACUGUGACACGAACUCACCGAAUCUCUUCCACCAUCCCGGGAGGCAGGUGCUGUUGUCAUUAUCCCCACUUACGCUUGAAGAACUGAGGGAGGCCCCAGAGAGGUAGUGACAAAUCCAAGUUGACGCUGCUAUUAAGUGGCAGAACAUUAUUUAUAAGACUGAAUAGACUAAUUGAUAGUGGCUUUCCCCCAACCCCCACCCAUGUAUAUCACCCCUAAAAGAAGUGCUCCAUCCUUAAUGCCCAUUUGUUCAGUCAGUGAAUGAGAGAAUCUCUCAUUCUCCGAUGUCCCCAGUGGGCCAGGUUCGUGUAGGCAGAACAUAGUCCCGUAGAGAGACGAAUGCAUAAAUAGAUGAGAACAAGUCAAUGUCAAAAU